This is a messenger RNA of Zygosaccharomyces rouxii, 1728 nucleotides long. RefSeq names its product M20 family metallopeptidase. The record is from RefSeq and is a predicted model, not a curated record. The coding region runs from base 1 to 1728 and encodes 575 amino acids. Gene Ontology annotation, molecular function: metallocarboxypeptidase activity. The transcript has a single exon. Gene Ontology annotation, cellular component: fungal-type vacuole lumen. Lineage: Eukaryota; Fungi; Ascomycota; Saccharomycetes; Saccharomycetales; Saccharomycetaceae.
AUGAUUAGAUUGGAGGAAUCAUUCGGUAGGGAACUCCAUUCUCAAAGUUUUUGGUCUCGUCACAAGAAACUGUUGUUCUCCUUAGGUGUAUUGGGUACUCUUGGUUCCUAUCAAGCAAUCACAAGUGCCCAAAAUGGGGCAUCUUUGAUCUAUGGUGCAGAAUAUCAAGAGCCAAGUUGUCCUAAGAUUGAAGCAGUGGUGCCAGCGUUUGAAAAGUCUGUCAAUUUGAUUCUUAAUGACGACGAAUACAAGAAAGCAACUAUUGAAAGGCUAUCUGGCGCAAUUCAAAUUCCUACCGAAAUUGAAGACGUCUAUCCAUCGCCAAAAGAAGAUCCUGAUUAUUUCAAGUAUUUCUAUCAAUUCCAUGAUUAUUUGGAGAAGACUUUCCCCUUAACUUACCAACAUUUGAAAGUUGAAAAAGUCAACGAAAUUGGUCUUCUGUAUACAUGGGAGGGUUCUGACUCAUCUUUAAAGCCUGUCAUUUUCAUGGCUCAUCAAGAUGUAGUCCCAGUCAAUAGAAGAACCUGGGAUGAAUGGGAAUAUCCUCCUUUCUCUGGUUAUUACGACGAAGAGACUGAUUAUAUCUGGGGUAGAGGUGCCAGCGACUGUAAGAACUUGCUGACUGCAGAAUUGGAAGCAGUUGAACAAUUGAUCAAAGAUGGUUACACUCCACAGAGAACUGUUUUGGUUUCCUUUGGAUUUGACGAAGAAUCAAGUGGUACAGAGGGUGCACAACAACUAAGUCAAUUUAUUGAACAAAGAUAUGGUGAAGACAGCAUUCACUCAAUUGUAGAUGAGGGUAAUGGUGUAGAUUUUAUUGAUGAUCAUCUUGCUAUGGCUGCUCCAGUGAACGCUGAAAAAGGUUAUGUGGACACUUUAAUCACAAUCAAUGGACACGGUGGACAUUCUUCGGUGCCCCCUGACCAUACUACAAUUGGAGUAGCAGCUCAAUUCAUCAAAGAAUUGGAGGCACAUAGUUUCAAGUACCAGUUUGAACCUGACAAUCCGAUCUACCAACUCUUAACCUGUACCGCCGAACAUUCAGAUACUAUUUCACCUAAAUUGAAAAGAACCAUUUUGGGUGCAUCCAAGUCCCAUGCAAAAAAGAAGGAACUUGGAAAGUUUUUAGCCUCCCAUAGAAGUUGGCGUGAUCUUAUCAGAACUACUAGUGCCGUGGACAUUAUCACUGGAGGUAUUAAAGCAAAUGCACUUCCUGAGGUAACAAGUUUCCUCGUAAAUCACAGAAUUGAUAUUCACUCAUCUGUUGAAGAGACUUUGGAUGUCGAUGUGUACUAUGCUAAGAAGAUCGCGAAGAAGUUUGGUUACGGAGUUUCAUUAAACGGUGAAUACUUGGUACCUGAAACGGAGUUGGGGACCAUUGAAAUUAUUGCUCGUGACUCAUUGGAGCCUGCGCCUAUUUCACCAACUUCUGGUCCAGUUUGGGAUUUGUUUGCGGGUACUAUUCAAAACGUCUUUGAGAAUGGUGUGUUUGCUGACAGGGAAGAUGUUGAAUUUUAUGUCGCUACUCAUCUAUCCUCAGGUAACACUGAUACCAGAUACUAUUGGAAUUUGACCAGGUACAUCUAUAGGUUCAUUGCUUCCCUGGUAGACAGCAGUACUGCUGGCACCACCCACUCGGUUAAUGAAAGAAUAAAGGCAGAUAGACACAUAAGUGCCAUAGCGUUUGUCUACCAAUAUAUUGUCAAUACUGGUAAUGUUAGGGACUAG